This is a messenger RNA of Saprolegnia parasitica CBS 223.65, 1439 nucleotides long. RefSeq lists its product as hypothetical. Gene Ontology annotation, molecular function: protein-lysine N-methyltransferase activity. Gene Ontology annotation, biological process: peptidyl-lysine monomethylation. The transcript has 8 exons. The record is from RefSeq and is a predicted model, not a curated record. Lineage: Eukaryota; Oomycota; Saprolegniomycetes; Saprolegniales; Saprolegniaceae. Bases 27 to 1394 code for a protein of 455 amino acids.
CGAUCUUCCAGAUUCCAAGCGACGUGAUGCGACGCGUGCUCCAGCUCAUGGCCAUGACCUCCACGGUGCUUGCCGGCGCCAUGCAUAUGCAUGACGCGGGCAAGGUCGUCAACCACGGGCUCAUCAUCAACACGGUGAAAGCGCCGGCGAUCGUCGAGCCCGUCGACCACUUUGGCGACGACGACGUCGUGCACUCGAUUCGCCACCUCCACAACAUUCGCCCCGAAGGGCAUGCGUCCGGGCGCGGUCCUGCGUACGUGGCAGCCCGAAACAUCUCCAAAGGCGAUACCAUCGUGAGCCUGCCGCUCGCAAGCGCCAUGUCUGCCAAGACGGCUGCGGAGGGCCGGAUCCAGGCGCUGCUUCUCGCCAACCCCGACUUGCCGAACGCAGUUGUGCUCGCGCUGCACGUGCUCGAAGAGAAGUUCAAAGGCGCCGACUCGAAAUGGUUUUCAUUUCUGCGGGCGCUGCCCAAGACGCUCCACGGCACCAUCUAUCUGCCCAACGACGAAAUCGACCUCAUCGAGGGCUCGCAGCUGCACCGGCUGACGCAAGCGCGGCUCGAAGCCGUCUCCACGUUCUACGACGCGCUGCAUGGCCCGCUGACGUCGAAUGCGAUGGACCCGCCGCUCUUCCGCGAGCUCGACUUUACGCUCGAAUCGUUCAAGUGGGCGCUCUCCAUCGUGUGGGCGCAUGCGAUUCUUGUGCCGAAGUCGCAGGCCGAUCCCGCCGACAUGGAAGCGCUUUUAGUGCCGAUGGUCAGCACGAUGGGCCAUAGCGCGACGGUGCGCAACCACUUUGACGUCAACCACGACACGCAGACGUUUGCAAUGGUGGCGACGCAGCACUUUGGCGUCGGGGACCCCGUCGUCAUCAACCUCGGCGACAACUCGAUGACGCUGUACAUGCUCAACUACGGCUUUUGCGGCGACCCGUCGCCCUUCGAUAUGCUGCCGAUGGCGAUUCAAGUCGAGGCGAGUGACCCGCUGCUCAAGUUCAAGACAUCGAUCCUCGAGAUGGUCAACUCGACCAUGGAGACCCCGUACGAGCUUCGCCUCGACGCGCCGUUGCCCCCGAGCAUGCUGCAGUCGAUGCGCAUCAAGGUCAUGACGAGCCCCGAGAUUGGCGCGUACGAAGCCGCGGUCCGCAUGGAGCGCAUCGGGCUGCGCAACGAAUAUGCUCUUUCGAAAGCCUUGCUCCGGACGACGGGCGCGAUGCUGGAUGCGUACGCCUACCCCCUCGACGAGAUGCGCCGGGUGCUGCGAACGCUCGAGGGUCGCAGCCGGGACCUCGCGCGGACGGUCAUCCACGAGCAAGAGAUUUUGACGGCGACCAUGGCGGCGGUCCGCGAGCAUUGGCACGGCCUCCUCCUAGACGCUGCGUUCGUGCCCACGUAACUCGAGUUGGACGAAGAGCGUAAAACAAUAAGACAAAGAGGGUGC